Molecule: messenger RNA, 3745 nt
Organism: Cavia porcellus (domestic guinea pig)
Lineage: Eukaryota; Metazoa; Chordata; Mammalia; Rodentia; Caviidae
Gene: Mpped2
Product: metallophosphoesterase domain containing 2
Exons: 7
Coding region: 1552-2436 (294 amino acids)
Molecular function (GO): hydrolase activity
Source: RefSeq, a predicted model, not a curated record
UUUUAAUUUAGUUAAUCCUACUGGCCUGGCUGUCCAUGGAUUGGGCUUGAGGAGUAUUACCUCUCAGAAAGCCUGGAAAGGCAAGAGAACCCAGAACUGCUCUGAUCCUAAUGCCAGAGCACCAGGGACUAAUCUUUCAGUGGUGCCCAUGUACCCGAGGAAUGCAGGCUGGCUGCAUUACAUAGGAGCCUGCUCUGCUAACGGGAUAAUGGAAGGAUGGCAGCGACGGAGGUCCCUUAGUCAAGCCACGCACACGGGGUGCUGCAAGCUUUGGGUUGUAAAAUAAUAGACGGGUCUAUGGUUGUAAAAUAAUAGAAGGUCCAUCUGCCUUUUGCUGUCUAUUUCAGGUGUUUUGUGCCAAAUUUAAAUCUAAUCUUAUUCUAUAUAUUUUUAUUUGUGAUAGCAGCUAAGAUUUUUGGGGUUCAGUGGUGCACAUAGCAGGCGUGCUCUGAGCAUUUCAAGCAGGACUGUGGGGUCAGGUUCCCAAGAAGGUUGCUUCUGGUUCAUCUCUACCACAUGGCUCCACGGCACGGCACAGCACGGCACACAGAUCCACACCCAGAUUUACUUUUCUCCGGCUUUGCACACCUACUGUGAGACAAACAACUUCCUUUCUCUACCCAGUGUGGCAGCUAACAUAGUGACAUUUUACAAAGAAUCAGAACUCAUGGAAAAAAGAAAUAAAACUAGUGAGAUAAAUUAAGCAAGAACAAGGUGGCAGAUGUCCUGGUUGCUGUCUGCCUUGUCUGCCAGGGCCUGGAGUGGAGUGGUAAUGAACUGGCCCACUGGACUGGUAGUCUAGUCCUAGAUGCUGUGGACUUUUCCGUGACACAUGACUGACACAUUUAAAGACUACACUUAGCAGGAAGUUCGCUUGACCAUAGAAUUCUUAGCCAGAGACAAAUGCAUAUGAUUUAAGGCCUUGCGUGUUUGGGGAACUUCUCAGGAAAAUGAAAGUCAUCUGUAAUGGGUGCGUAUUAGCUCCGCUCAGGUAUCUGAUGUAAGUGCAGCAUUAUGUUUUCUUGCUUACAUUUGUCAUGUGUUACACAGGUCUCUUAAACAUGAAGAUUUCAAAGGGAUAACUGAAACCAACUUUACAAAAACCAAACGUUCCAAUUAGCAGGGAGAGUUUGGAAGAGUCUUCUCUCUGAGCACAAGCCGUUUAUAGCCAGAUGCCAUGGCAACUGUGGGUUUGCCCCUUCCGUAAUUCACGUUAAGUGCCAUAAUUAUAAUUAAAGAGGAAAUCUGAAUUCGAACGGCUGGGAGACGAUUUGCCAGCGCCCAGUCACACCGCAGAGAGUGGAAUGGCCAGUCCACAGCAUGUGUGGGGAAGAGAGCCGGGAGCAGCUGUGUCCACGAAGCAGCCACUCCAGGGCAGAUGUUUCUAGAGCCAAGUUUAUGUCUAGAUGUCAAAGACUUUUUGCAGUUUUUAGUCUGUGAAAGGCACGGCAGUAUUGAUGAGUGGAACCUUGGAUUCAGAAGGUGGCUGAAGCGAACCAUGCCUGCUCCCCUCGUUUGCUCCUGGAAGCUGUGACCUGCGCAUGCCGGAAGAUGGCACAUGGCAUUGCUUCCCAAGGCAAGGUUACCAUCACGGUGGAUGAGUACAGCUCAAACCCCACCCAGGCCUUCACCCACUACAACAUCAACCAGAGCCGCUUCCAGCCGCCCCACGUCCACAUGGUCGACCCCAUCCCAUAUGACACUCCAAAGCCGGCGGGCCACACGCGAUUUGUCUGCAUCUCAGACACUCACUCCAGAACAGAUGGUAUCCAGAUGCCUUACGGGGACAUCCUUCUCCACACAGGCGAUUUCACCGAGCUGGGACUGCCCUCAGAGGUUAAGAAGUUUAAUGACUGGUUAGGAAACCUGCCAUAUGAAUAUAAAAUAGUGAUUGCUGGGAAUCAUGAACUGACAUUUGAUAAGGAAUUCAUGGCAGACCUUGUUAAACAGGACUACUACCGUUUCCCCUCUGUGUCCAAAUUGAAACCGGAGGACUUUGACAAUGUUCAGUCCCUCCUGACAAACAGUAUUUACUUGCAAGAUUCGGAGGUCACGGUGAAGGGAUUCAGGAUAUACGGUGCACCUUGGACCCCAUGGUUUAAUGGAUGGGGCUUUAACCUACCCCGCGGCCAGUCCCUGCUGGACAAGUGGAACCUCGUCCCUGAGGGCAUCGACAUCCUCAUGACACACGGACCUCCACUAGGUUUCCGGGACUGGGUACCCAAGGAGCUCCAGAGAGUGGGCUGCGUGGAGCUGCUCAACACUGUGCAAAGGCGGGUCCGGCCCAAGCUGCACGUGUUCGGUGGGAUUCAUGAAGGUUAUGGCAUCAUGACUGAUGGCUACACGACCUACAUCAACGCUUCCACAUGUACCGUCAGCUUCCAACCCACCAACCCACCCAUUAUCUUCGACCUCCCCAACCCGCAGGGCUCCUGAGCCCCGGAAGACGCCCAGCGCGCCCGGAAGAAGCUCUACAGACUACCACGUUUCUCCUUAUCAACUGACAUUCUCUUACUUGUUUAUUUCCGAAUCCUGUGAGUUCUUUUUGUAAACUGUCGGAACAAACAAACACACAAAAUGAUGCUAGAGGUUGUGCUUUUUUUCCUCCUUUUUGUUUUCUUGUUUCUUUUUUUUUUUUUUUUUUUAAUGAGGAUCCAUUUGAAACCAGAGGAGCACUGUAAAUUUGUAAAUUGACUUCUGUUUCCUCCAAGGCCACGCCAUUGUAAAUUGUUAGUGUUCGCCAAAGGACAGCCAAGCUUUCUUUUAAAAAGGUGAUAAAAGCCUUAUUUUAGUAUGCUUUAAGCUGGAAGAAAAAGGAAAAAAAAAAAAAAAAAAAAAAAAAAGAAGAGGUAGGCAGUGUUUUAAAAACCACACAGAUUUGCACAACUGUUAAGAGUGUUGUUUGAAGUAUUUUAUUUUUUAAUGUGUUGUUGUUACUGUUGUUGUUGUUGUUUUCCUGGUGAUCCCCCUUUUUGCAGUAACGGCUCCAGUGUAGGGCGACCUUCAUGACAGAAGCAGGCACGGGAAGCUUGUCCCAUGCCUUGGCUCUGGGAAAGACUGUGUCGCCCCAAGACGACAGCUUGCCCCCCAGGAUGGCGAGGCUCAUGAGCUCCACAUUGUGGUCCCGCAAGGUCUCCUUGUCUAUGUGUUGUUUUUAAAUUAUUUAGCUUUAAAAAAAUAUGGAGACGGAAUCUGUCCAGAGCAAAUAUUUCAUGCAGUUUUUAAAACAAUGAGCGUGCAGACUCCUGUUCAACAUGGGUGUGUAUAUAUAAGUAUUUUUUGUGUAUUAUGACUAAGUUAGGAGUUUAAUAUUGCCAAGAGCAGUCCAGGGGGGUGCUAUAUAGAAGCGCAUCGAAGUCCCGAAGAACUGCUAUGUUUUCUCCGAAGAACUCAAGCUCUGAAAGAGCCGGAGUUCGACCUAGGUACAGUGACGAGCGUGUAUAGACGUAAAUGGAUGCCAUGGAAGCUAACAGAAUAAGGCUUAGUUGUCCUUUCUAUUUAAAGACCCCGAUUGUCCUCUUACCUCCCUUCCCCUCCCAGUUUGCACUGUGUGUCAAUGCAAUCCUCGCUAGCACAGAAUAUUGUCGCUAAUAGUCAUUUCUGUUUUCCCAUUGUAAAUGUCGUUGGGGCUUUAUUCUAUUUUAUGUUAUCUUGAAAUUUAGGAAAGCAGUUGUUUCUCUAAAUUUAUUGUGAUAUUCUAUAUCUAGCGGCCUUUAUAUGCAAAUAAAAUUGCAAGAUUUUUAAA